Magnusiomyces paraingens is the source of this 2421-nucleotide messenger RNA. RefSeq lists its product as uncharacterized. The transcript has a single exon. The coding region runs from base 1 to 2421 and encodes 806 amino acids. Gene Ontology annotation, biological process: DNA-templated DNA replication; error-prone translesion synthesis. The record is from RefSeq and is a predicted model, not a curated record. Lineage: Eukaryota; Fungi; Ascomycota; Dipodascomycetes; Dipodascales; Dipodascaceae. Gene Ontology annotation, cellular component: epsilon DNA polymerase complex. Gene Ontology annotation, molecular function: DNA binding.
AUGCCUGAAGCUCCAAGACGAUCAGCCUUUUCAAAAAAACAAACUAGACCAAAUCUCUCUCGAUCACAUCCUCCAAAAGACCGUCUGGCAACAAAACAACCCACAGCUCCUAACCAUGGCAUUUCCACCCCACCUAUACUCUCGAGCCACUCUGGAUCAUUUCUCGAUUCACCCAUUACGCUACCCAUCCAGCUUACCUUUUCACAACUUCGACCUAUUGCAUACCGCAUUUUUUCUAAAAAACAUGGCCUAAACUUGAAAACUUCUGGUCUCGAGGCUCUUGCCGAGUUCAUUGGCCAAAAGUUUGGGCUUGAUUGGCGCGGACCCGCCGCUCAACGCUUCAUGGAUGACGUAGCAAAACUUUGGAAACAAGAAGACCGUGGUCUUUUCAUUGAAAGAGACCAACUCCAAGAAAUUAUUCGAGAAGUGUUGGAUCUUUCUCAAAGUAUGGCAUCUUUAAGACACCAGUCACUAAACCAACCAUCCAUCAAUGGUCAUACCAAACAAUCAUCACUCAUCCAAAUGUUUAACAAUCAACCAAGUAAGGCUCAAAGAAUUGACACUAUUCCCGAUGGCCCAGAUCCUACAGAUACGUUAACUGAUACUGUAUCCAGACCAUAUGAACCUUCUGUCAUUGAAUCUAUCGACACUAACAUCAUUGCGGCAAAACUUGCAAAACAAACAGAAAUUAACUGGAAAGAUUACUACAAGGUCAUCCCUGCGUUCCAGCAACCUUCUUAUGAAUACAAUUACAAAAACAAACAUUUCCAAGUAAAACGACAUACACCAUCUUUUCUGGCACCUGUGCCUUCGCGUAUUAGCUUUUUCGUUAGUAGAUACCAUUUUGCAUAUGACUCGCUCAUGCGACAAGAACUCUUCCAUUCUACAAAGUUCUUUUCUGCAACAACAUCAGUUACCCAGGACUCCAGCCAAGUGAUUACUCCAGUUAACAGUCUUCUUGGUCGUGAUGGCCAGGCAUUUGUCAUUUUUGGUCUUUUAUCCCAAGGCGCAAAUGGUAACUACUGGCUUCAAGAUCCUAGUGGCAAGAUCGAGCUCGACAUUGCGUCCCAUGCACUUCCAUCACCAGGAUCUUAUUAUGUUCCAGGAUCACUUGUCAUUGCAGAUGGAAUCGUCACCAGAAACAAGUUUAUCGUCACUACUGUAGGUAUUCCACCCUGCGAGCCUCGAAGCACCAUCAGAGAAAACUUUGGCUACAUUGACUUUUUGGGUGUACAUGCGCCACCCCAGUCUUCCUCCAAAAAUAAUAACCUUGACAAGUCUUUCGCGCCAACAAAGCCUAUCCGCGUUGAUGUACAGCUGGAGAAAAGGCUCAUGAUGAAGGAAUGUCAGCAUGCAGACCACCGAGUCUUUAUUCUCGGUUGCAAUACUUUUCUUGACAAGCUAAAGACUCUCGACAGUCUACGGAAACUUUUUACCCGUUUAAAAGCUGAAAUCACAAUUGAUUCACUUGUCCCAAUCACUUUUGUUUUUAUGGGCCCAUUUUCAUCAAAGCCCUUUCAGCCUAAUGGCAGCUCUUCACCGUAUAAAGAUGGCAUGGAUGCGCUGGCCCAAAUCAUUCAAGAAUACCCAGAACUUUUUGUGGGAACAAAUAUUUUGUUUGUUCCCGGAGAUGGUGAUCCUUGGGAAGCCACAUUUUCUGCAGGUGCUCCAGCUAUAUGGCCUUCUAGAGGAAUCCCUCCAACAUUUGUCAAUCGUAUCAAACGAGCAGUUCCCACUGCAUCUUUUCCAUCCAAUCCGUGCAGAGUCGGGUACUUGUCGCACGAGAUUUUAUUUGUACGUGAUGAUGUUGGUGCCAGACUGCGGCGUAACCAAAUCUUUUUCCCAGCUCUCGAGCGUCGUCUCAAGGGCCAAGGCGAUAACUUGGAGACGAUAUCUGAUGAUGAAGAUGAAGAAGAUGAAAAACUGCCGACCAGCCAUUCGCGUGUAUCUCGUCAAAAUGGUGUUGUAGAUGACGAGGAUAUUAAUGAUCUUGAAGAAGAUCUGGAACACAUUGUGCUUGACGCACAAACAGAUAAAAACACUACCAAGCUGGCCGAGCAAAACCAAAAGAUUCAAGAACUUCUCAAGGAAAGCAACCACCUGUUGUCAGCUCCUCGCGAGCACGUCGAUCCAGACGUUGCGGAAGCUCGCAGAGUGGUCAAAACACUUCUUGACCAGGGAACUCUUUCGCCAUUCCAGCUAAGUGUACGACCAGUUUCUUGGGACUAUAGCCAUGCGCUGCGACUUUCGCCUCUCCCGACUUUUAUGGUUUUGGGUGACCCUACUACUCCAAAGUUUAAAGUCACAUACCAGGAGUGUCAGGUCGUUAAUCCAGGACCGCUUAUCGAUAAGGGCCAGAUUCACUGGGUAGAAUAUACCCCAAGCACUCGUACUGCUGCUGAGCGGUCCAUGUAUAUUUAA